Brassica rapa (field mustard) is the source of this 947-nucleotide messenger RNA. RefSeq names its product extensin-like. Lineage: Eukaryota; Viridiplantae; Streptophyta; Magnoliopsida; Brassicales; Brassicaceae. The record is from RefSeq and is a predicted model, not a curated record.
AAAAUAUAAUAUGAUAAAUAAAAUCAAGCAGGAUUUUCUAUCAGAUUUUAAAAACACUUUCAACCUAAGGUUGGUCAACAAAGAUUAAGGGCUAAUGUCAUAGUGGCUUCUGGUCAAGAAGUCUUUCUUGUGGAACAAGUAAGUGUUAGUAAGUUGCACCAAAAAUAAUUUCUUCAAUCCUCCCUCACCUACUUCUCAUCAAACUUCAAACCCUAAUUAACUCCUCUAUAAAUACGCACAAACUCCUUCAUAUCCACUCCAUCUUCACUCACAAUCAAUCCCAAAAAACACGAACCCCCUCCUCUCUCUCUCUCUCUAGUACAGCAAAAACCCAAAAUCCCAAAAAAUGGUCUCCUGGUUAUCAUCCCUUGUCAUUGCAGUGACAUUCACAAGCUUAUUCACCGGUCUAUCUGCUCGUCGCCAUCUUCUCCAAUCAACACCAGCGACUCAGCCACCGGUUACAACAACGUUGCCACCUCUUCCUAAACCCACAAUGCCACCACCAAUGCCUUCUUCGCUUCCUCAGCCAACUCUUCCUCAACCAACAACACUUCCACCAUUACCGAGCACACAGAUACCUUCAUUGCCUAACCCAACACAACCCAUUAAUAUCCCAAACUUCCCACAAAUCAACAUUCCUAAUUUCCCAUUUAACAUUCCAAACAAUUUCCCUUUUAAUAUUCCCACUAGCAUUCCUACCAUCCCUUUCUUCACUCCACCACCUUCCAAGUGAGAAGCUAAGCUCUUUAGCUUCUGCCACACAACACAUUACCGUCUUUCUCUCACACACUUUGUUUGCACAUGUUUGUAAUGUUUCUUAUUCUUUUGCUGUUGUUUGAUGCAUGUUCUCCUUCUUGUUGUUGUUGUCUGUUUCUGGCAUGAUGUAGUUGCUUUAUUGUAAUAUGUAUACAUCUUAUUAUUGUUCUACUGAUUCUUGCUUUCUUCUU